AUGGCAUAUGAAAAACCUGCAAGAAAUUCAAGGUCAAAAAAAUCGUGGGUCCAAAUAUUACAAUCUAAUAUAUAUAAACGGGAUAUGAAAACAAUUCAGGAUUUUUUGAAUCUUUCAACUUCAAAAAUUCCAUCUACAGUCCCUGAAUUUAUGACAAUAUAUACCAUCAAGGAUGAUAAAUGGGAGAAAGAAUCAGAAUUAAGUUUAGUGCAAGACAUUUUUUCGCAAAUUUAUUUUCAUUGUAGGGAAUUUAAAGAAGGGGAAACGAUAGCUGAUAUGUUUGACUUAUCUGAAGGAAUAUACAAGUAUUCAUCUAUAGUUCCAGAAAAUUAUGAUGAAAUGAUUGUGGUAACAAAAAAAUGGCAUGAAACAUUUAGAGAACAGUAUCUUACAUCUAGCGGUGAGAAAAAUAAUAAAGAUGAUAUUAUUAAUGAUUGUAAAAAGAAAUUUGAAAUUUGGAUAAGCGAAGAAAUUAAUAGAGUUAGUCAAUUUUGUGAUGAAUGUGAACGAUUAAAUUCAAUAUUUAAUAAAUUUUCCCAAGUUAUAAAGGACGAUUGGGAAACUGGUCUUAAGCCUAUUAUUCAUAAAAUUGAAAAAAAGUUUCAAAAAUCUAGUAGAAGUAGGAAAAAUUAUCCUAAACAUUUACAACAAACAAUAAAUGAUCUCGCAAAAUCUGUUUCUGACUCUUCUCUCGUUUUACAGCCAAUAAGUGAUAAAUGGAAAACAUAUAGUAGAGAUUUAGAAAACAUAAAAGCUACAUUAGAAAAAAUUGGUGAACCAAGGUGUCUACUGCCCACGAGAAAAAUUCAUCUAGAAAGUAUAAAAAACAAGUGGAAAGGGUUGAAUAAAUUGUCGUUAGAACUUUAUAGCUUAUUAUAUUACUUUGAAAUAGAGAAAGAGUGA
This is a messenger RNA of Dentiscutata heterogama, 903 nucleotides long. The record is from the annotation of a GenBank genome assembly. NCBI's taxonomy places the organism in Eukaryota, Fungi, Glomeromycota, Glomeromycetes, Diversisporales, Gigasporaceae.